UGACACCAGCUUGGCCUCUGCGAGCUGAACAUCGCAGUCACAGGGUGACGCUUUGUUUGGUGUUACUCGGAUGUCCAUCUUGUGAGGACCUGACGCGCACGAGCCAAAGACACGAGCCCAGCAUGGUGCAGCUGUGUCUGUCCCCUACGGAGGAUGUCACCACCACACUUGAGCUCUCAGAGGAGGGCAGUGAAAGGCAGGAAGACCCCAUGAUGGCUGGUAACCCAAACGUGGAGCUGAACACCUUUCAGCUCAACCUGGAGGUCUCCACUGUCUACAUUGGCUAUGAAACCUACAUAGAAGAUGGCCUCAUCUGCCUUAAACACAAGGUCCGCAACUUGGAGAAAAAAAAGCUGAAACUGGAAGACUACAGGAAAAGGCUGACCAGGAGUGAGGAACUAAACAAAGAUCAACUGGCGGCUGUGGAAAAGUAUCAGGAGGUGUUGCAUAACCUGGCAUUUGCUCAGGAGCUACACAAAACCCUAGAUGACUUGACUCAGAGUUUGCUGAGAGCCCAGAAGAAGGCAGUGAAAAAGGAGCAGGUGGCAAAGGUGGAGGUGGAGAGGAGGCGUCUGGCAACAGUGCUUCAGAUACAGAAUCUUCUCCACAGCCUGCAACAUGAGCAUAUUAGGAGAGACUUGCAGGUCGGACACAAUCAGGCACCCCACAUCUCAGCCCAGAAGCUGCGCAGCCUAGGUCAGCUUGCCACCCUGCUGGGAGUCAAGAGGAAUAACCAACUGAAUUUAGGGGAGCAGAUGGAACAGGCAGCUGUGGUGUACUUGGACUUGUUGGAGGGGACAGACAAGCCAGUUGCUGGAUCCACAUUUAAGCUGUUGAAAGAGGAGCUCACCAGGCUGUUGAAUUGCAAAUACUUCAAUUGUCUUCUACCCAACAAGACUCCUGAGAUUUUCCCGAGCAAAAUCAGCCACAGCCCCAUAUCGAAGUCAAAAGGAAAUGAAACGAAAGUUUCUAAUGAGAACUGGAGGGAGGAUUUGGAGGCCAUAAGAAAAAGGGAGCCUCCUGACAACUGGGAUAUGGAGUGCCCAGUCCACAAACCAUGGAAAGGAGCUGCUACUUAUAUCUACAAAGUCCCCACCAAGAAACAAUCUGACUGCAAACAGAAAAAAGAGAGGAAAGCCAAAGGAGAGCAAAAUGCCAAGUUGGCAGUACACAUGGACAUGCCCCAGGUAGUUUUUAACUCUCAGUCUACCUUACCCAAAGACCCCAUCCUGAGGAAGCAGCACCUGGAGGACUUCAUGACAAAGAUCCAUGGCUCCUUCAGUUUCAUGCAGGACUCUGUCCUUGAUGGUGAGAGCCCCUCGAAUAAUGGCCACCCUGGACUGAAGAGACAGUCAUCUGGAUUGCCCUCUCCUCUGGUAGUUCAGACAGACUUGAGAAGCCCAGCGGAUUUCCUGCUCAAAGCAAUUCAUUCCACCCCACUGCCUACUAGGCUUCACGGAGUACAAAGCCAGUCUGACCAGUGGAGAUCAGUGCCUGGAGUCAGUCUUCAAGGUGAAUACAUCAUCUCCCCAGAAUGGGAACUGAACUACAAACCAGAAUCUGUAGUUUUCUCUGAGUGCAGUUACAAUUACUGCCAGUACACAAAGCCCCACCUGGUUGCGCCCUCAGAAGGCGAACCACAGCCCACAGCAUGGAGUGAUUGUUCCCAGUUGAGUAGCCCAGACGGAGAGGGAUCCUUCACAAGUAUUGUUGACUCUGGGCUAGGUGACUCAUUGUCAGUCUCCACUGUGGAGGGUCUCACUUACUCCCCACAGCCAACACCACCCUGCAAUGUACCAAUGCAACUCUACCCACUCUCCCAGCCUCUGCAAGUGGCCUUCCUGCCUCUGCACUGCCAACUUUGCCCGUGUAAUCUGGACCAACCUAUUGUGUUUGACCAGCUACACAGCAAUCUGGGGAGAUAUACGACACCCGUAUCGGCCGCUUCACCUGCUGUCAGCGGAGCGUAUGUCUUCAUCUUCCACAUUCUGAAGCUCGCCAUCACCGUGCCGCUCUAUAUCAACCUCAUGCGCAACGAGGAUGUGAUGAGUGUCGCUUAUGCCAAUGAUGGAGCCCCAGGUCAUGGAACAGCCAGCAACCACGCCAUCCUGCCUCUCUUCCAAGAGGACCAAGUUUGGCUUCGUUUGCAUCAUAAUUGCACUAUCUAUGGCAGCACCUGGAAGUACAGCACCUUCUCUGGCUUCCUAUUGUACCAGAAAUGA
Hippoglossus stenolepis (Pacific halibut) is the source of this 2222-nucleotide messenger RNA. Its product is annotated as caprin-2. Gene Ontology annotation, biological process: positive regulation of canonical Wnt signaling pathway. Gene Ontology annotation, molecular function: signaling receptor binding. The record is from RefSeq and is a predicted model, not a curated record. Gene Ontology annotation, cellular component: cytoplasm. Lineage: Eukaryota; Metazoa; Chordata; Actinopteri; Pleuronectiformes; Pleuronectidae.